AUGACUGAGAGCCCCACCACCACCACCACCAGCAGCAGCAGCAGCAGCAGCAGCAGCAGCAGCAGCAGCAGCAGCAGCAGCAGCAGCAGUAGUAGUAGUAGCUCCACCACCAAGCCGUCUAACGGGACUGCGCGCCCCCGAGGAAAGAACGGUCUGAAGCUGGAGACAGAGGGCUGGCUCCAGGCUGCUCCUCCACCGCACAAACACGCUCAGAACCACGGGCUCAACGGGGAGAUCAAUGAGAAUGGCAGCCUGUAUCGUCAGCCCUUUGUCGAGUCGUUUGAGAAGACGCCCAUGUGGGUGGCUGUGCUGACCUACAUGGGUUAUGCCAUCCUGACCGUCUUCGGACACCUACGUGACUUCCUGCGUUCCUGGAAGAUUGAAAAAUGCAACACCACCGCAGAGAGGGAGGAGCAAAAGGAUUUUGUGCCCCUCUACCAAGAGUUUGAAAACUUCUACACCUGGAACGUGUACACCCGUGUGCGUGACAUCCUCAACAGGCCGAUAUGCAGUGUCCCAGGAGCCACCAUGGAUCUGCUGGAGCGGACGUCGCAUGAUUACAACUGGACUUUUGAAUACACAGGUCGAAUAGUGCACAAUGUGAUCAAUCUUGGCUCGUACAAUUAUCUGGGCUUUGCUGAGAACACUGGGCCCUGUGCUGAGGCUGCAGCCAGAAUUACCACAAAGUACGGAGUAGGAGUGGCCAGCACCAGGCAGGAAAUGGGAAACCUGGACAGACACGAGGAGCUGGAGAAGCUGGUCUCUCGCUUUCUGGGGGUGGAGGCGGCUAUGACUUUUGGGAUGGGGUUUGCCACUAACUCCAUGAACAUACCAGCUCUGACUGGCAAGGGUUGUCUGAUCCUAAGUGAUGAGCUGAACCAUACCUCUCUGGUGCUGGGGGCCAGGCUUUCCCGCUCAGUCAUCCGGGUCUUCAAACACAACAAUAUGCAAAGUUUGGAGAAACUGCUCAGAGAGGCUAUUGUGUAUGGUCAGCCCAGAACACACAGGCCAUGGAAGAAGAUCCUCAUACUGGUGGAGGGCAUCUACAGCAUGGAGGGCAGUAUCGUUCGGCUGCCGGAGGUGAUCGCCCUGAAGAAGCGCUACAAGGCCUACCUGUACCUGGACGAGGCGCACAGCAUCGGAGCCCUUGGGCCCAGAGGGGGGGGCGUGGUGGAGUACUUCGGCCUGGAUCCUGCUGACGUGGACGUGCUCAUGGGCACUUUCACUAAGAGCUUCGGGGCCGCUGGGGGAUACAUUGCAGGGAAGAAAGAGAUGAUCGAUUACAUGCGCUCCCACUCCCACAGUGCGGUCUACGCCACCUCCAUGUCUCCUCCUGUGGUGGAGCAGGUUAUCACUUCUAUGAAGAGCAUUAUGGGAGAGGAUGGCACAACUAUAGGUCGUGACCGUGUGAAGCAGCUGGCAGAGAAUACAACCUAUUUCCGAAACCGUCUCAAUGAGAUGGGCUUUAUCAUAUACGGCAACAGUGACUCGCCGGUCGUCCCCUUGAUGCUCUACAUGGUCGCAAAGAUUGGCGCGUUCGGAAGAGAGAUGCUGCGGCGGAACAUCGGCGUGGUGGGGGUGGGCUUCCCUGCCACGCCCAUCAUCGAGUCGCGCGCUCGCUUCUGCAUCUCGGCCCAACACACUCGGGACAUGCUUGACAAGGCUCUGAGCGCCAUCAACGAGGUGGGGGACCUUCUCAGCCUCAAGUAUUCCCGCCGACGAGUACGGCCGUCUGUGGUUUGCUCCGGGGACCACCACUCAUUAGAGGGCAUUGACAAUUAG
This is a messenger RNA of Knipowitschia caucasica, 1782 nucleotides long. The record is from the annotation of a GenBank genome assembly. NCBI's taxonomy places the organism in Eukaryota, Metazoa, Chordata, Actinopteri, Gobiiformes, Gobiidae.